AUCGUCAGGGCGGUUCGGGUAGCCGAGCUGCAGGCAAGAUCGGUUUUGCGUCGGCGCGGUUCCCAAGCUCGCAACGUUGCCGGCUUUUCGAGUUCGACGGCUACCACGAGGAGAAGCCAGACUCGGCUCGAACGGAUCUCACAGUCGGUUUUUGUCUUUGACACGCGACGGACGACGCUGGUCGAUGCACGAGUGUGUCAUGUGACACGCGAGAAACAAGAGUAGAGAGAGAGAAAUAGUAGUAACACCGUCUCUGUCGUCUGCAGCACGAUUGACAGGGUCGUUUAACAACAAAGAUAACUACGCAUCGCACAUCUAAAAAGAAAAAGAAAAAGGAAAGGGAAAAUAGAGUGUGAUUGUGUGCGUGCGUGCGUGAUUGGAUGCGUGUGUGUCCGUUUGUAUGCGAUAUAUUCAUUUUCUAAUGCGUACUUGCGCGCGCGAGUGCUCCUCGUACCGGUUGUUACCGAGUGCAGCAGCCGUUCUAUGCUGGCGGAUUCCCUACCCGUCCAAUUUCGGAACUUUGUAAGUCAUGGUUUCAUCAGAGCGCGCACAAUUAUGUUACCGGCUCGACACGGCAAUAGCAGCAACACCACUGCCACCGCCACCACCGCCAACACCAACAAUCUCAACAACUUCCUUGGCGAAUCCAUAAGACAUUGGGUCAGAUAUUUUGCGAACGGUUAAAGAAGCCCGCCCCGCUUAUCCAGCCCCGUGACACGUUUGCUUCGGCAUUGUCCGUGUUCCUCUUUCGGUAGGUACAAUAUAACACACAAAGAAGACACGUAUGCCGUCGAAGAAAUUCGAACGGCGAGAAAUAAUUACCGCUUGUUCGUAUUUCCCUCUAACCGUCACAAUUUCUACAUUCGCACGAUCUUUUUACGAAGCGGAAACUAAAAGGACGAUAAGAGAAAUGCGUACGUGUGAUGAUUCGUGAUCGAGCAAUACGAGUCAUCAUAGAAGAGAAGAGAAUCAGUCGUUGCGGGUAUCGCGAAGACACAUCAGGACAUGGGAGUUCUUGGUUGUAUGCGUGGAUAUCGUCAUAUUACAGGUAAUAGGAAUGAGGAAACGGAUUUCGACGUGGGACUCGUGGUGGUGGUUAAUCGUUCUUCUGAUUGUGGUACACGUUACGGAUACGUCGUCGUCGGGCUCGGGGUCAACGUCGUUCAGAACAUCAGCCUCGUUGAAUUUGGAAUGUGCCACGGGUUGCCAGUGCCUGGACGAUGGAAGGAGCUUACUAUGCCAGGAACGAAGUUUCCUGGGGCUCGGUUUGCCGAAACUGGCUACGAAUGUUGUAUUGAGAGACGUCCGGGCCGCUACCAUACCCGUCGCUGCACUCGAAACUUCGACUCGUUUGAAGAGUCUCGUUUGGACAUUGAGCGGGAUCGAGCGGCUCGAAUCCGGCGUGUUCCUCGCGACCACGUUACUCGAGCACCUCGAUUUAGGUGACAAUAGACUGACGGAAUUGCCGUCGGAUGUCUUCCAUCCAUUGCACCAACUACAGUACCUGAACCUCACCGGCAACCAGUUGAACGUCCUUCCGCGGGCGUUGUUUCAAGGCUUGGAUCACCUCGAAGAGAUUGGAUUGUCGCGAAAUCGACUGUCGGUACUUCCUUAUCAGACGUUCGCCUCGACCAAGGCACUCGCUCGUUUGAACCUGUCCGGAAAUCUGCUGGUCUCUCUGCCAGAUCACAGUUUCAGACCGAACGCACAACUCGAGCAACUCGAACUAUCCUCCAACAGGCUCACCAAGCUUCCACCCCGUCUGUUCUCUGGCCUCAACCGGUUGAAGAUCUUAGAUCUGGCCAACAACGAGAUCGACACGAUACCUCGUAGUCUCUUCGCCGAUCUCGACUCGUUGCAACGGCUCGAUCUAUCCGGAAAUCCUAUCGGUCACAUGAGCAGCGCGACCUUUCAAAGCUUAUCGAAUUUGCGAUGGCUAAGCCUGAAGAAUCUACCGUUCACGGUGCUUCCACAAGACAUAUGGCGACCUGUGAAACAGCUACGCACUCUGUUGCUAUCCGGAUCGAAGUUGGAGAUCCUCCGUAACGAUGAUCUAAAAGGGUUGGACAAACUGGAGAGCCUGGAGGUGAACAAAAGCCCGUUGCGAGAGAUAUCUCGACGCACCCUUGAUCGUACACCGGUGCUUCGUAAACUCGAUCUAAGUGACAGCAAUCUCACCUUCCUUCCCGCUAACGUGGCGCAGCUGGCGUUUUUAACCGAGCUGCAGCUGCAAGGGAACCCAUGGGCCUGCGACUGUCGCAUGUUCUGGUUCGUCAAGUGGGCCGAGAGCAAGGAACACCUUCGAACCGCCUUCCAAAGCGGUUUCAGAUGCGGCGACGAUAUCGACGCAACCGCCGAUAUCCUUCAAACUCUUCGUUAUUUGAAAUGUACACCUCCGUAUCUGACGUACGCUACGCCCACACAACAAUAUCUGUUGUUGAACUCGGUGCUCCUCGACUGCGAGUUCAACGGCAAUCCUACGCCAUCCUUAACAUGGGUCACGCCGACACUUAAGGUACUGCAUUGGAAUCCUGAUCCAGCUUUUCCCGACGCUUUUGUCGAACAUCCUCCCGUACACGGAUGGGAACAAAGUGUGCCGUUCGUUGACGAUGGUCGCGUACGCAUCCUUGAGAAUGGAUCUUUGUACAUCACGGCGUUGCUCAGGCAGGAUGUUGGACAAUACAAGUGUUUCGCAGUCAAUCCGAUUGCCAAUGCCACUACCUAUAUUAGUUUGCAGAUGAAUCCAAUAACGUUACACAAAAUCAAAAUCAUCAGCAUCCUGGUAGGCGCUGCCUGUGCCACGGCCUUUCUUCUGUUAACCCUCCUCUUGCAGUUGGUCUAUUGUAUUCUUCUCAAAUGCGGCUGUCUGAAGUGGUGUUUCUGCUGCAGACGAGUCGGUUCUACGCCCAGAGGGAAACAAAUCUAUCAGAUGUUGGAUAAUAUCGAGCAAUACAAGAGCCAGCAACUCGAAAGGCUGCGUGAAAAUUAUACUCAACAAGUGCACAGGAUAAAAGAAAACUGUGCCCAGCAAGUGGAAUGGAUUCGUGAUAGUUACGAAGGUCAAAUGAGGCACAUUAGAGACAUAAGAGACUAUGGGACAACUCACCUUACGGCGCUAAGAGACCAAUAUUACGAUCAGGUGAGAAAAGUAAGGGAUUACUCGACCGGUCAGCUGAAUUGGGUUCGAGAAAACUAUGUCUUCCAACGUAACAAGAUUAGAAAGUUCAGCGCUCAUCAGGUUCUGAGACUUCGCGAGAGUUACAAGUAUCAGCAGCAAACGUUGAACAAGGUCCUAGAAAAUCUACCGAAUCUCUAUUUCGACAAUUGUCGAAGCGGUUCCUGCGGGAAAAGCGACUCGAUGGUGUUCAAUGCGAAGGAGGAAGGCGGUACCUACUUCAAGGCGAAGAUCAACGACCUGGUGAUCGGUACGAGCACAGAGGAUGUGAACAGCGAGUAUUACACGCCUACGGAACUUUCCUCAGUUAGCCCGCACGGUGGUAACGCGUUGGAAGGAAUCCAUAUAAAUUAUAUCGAGGAAAUGUGUUCAUCGAUUCGAAUGGAUCCGCUGUCGGCGAGCGACAUCAUUCCACCGAACGCGAUCAUUCUGCACAGUAUCGAGGAGGAUGGAAGUUCCUCGUCGGUUUACAAAGACGCAGACCACGCCAAGCCAUUUUACAGAGGCUUCAGCGCCGAAGCGUUAGCCAAAGAGCCUAAAGGAAGUGCAGAAAGUCUUGGUCUUCUUGUACCUAGUAACAGUUUACCGGAACUACCACGUGAAACCAAACUUUAGAGACAAGGCUGUAAACGACAGCGUCGAAAGGGUACUAAUCUCCACCACUUCUCGAUCUUUCUCUCUCUCCCCCUUUAUACAAUACACAGCAGGAAUACAAUUAAAACGAGAAUUGAACUGCCACCGGAUCAUUAUGCGAGUAAAAGCAAAAAUAUAAUAUAGAAGUGCCUCUAACACCGGUAAGUGGGAAUACACAUUCGUGACGUGGUACCUUUAUCUCUCGUGAAACUCUGUGUUUCUUUCUUUUAUUUUUUUUUUCCUUCUUUUUCUUUGUUUGCUCAAUAAUCUAUGGAAACGAUGAGAGAAAGAAGAUCGCCUACGAGAAACCAGGAGAGACAUAGAACGUCUCUCCCUACCGGCAUCGAUGGAAUCUGUCGAUCGAUCCUGUGUGCGUGUGUGUAUUACUUCAAAGAGAAUAAAAUGAAAAGAAGAAAAGGUAAAAAAAAAAAGUGGCGGACAGCUUCCAAGGACUUUGGUCGUGACCAGGUUAACGACCUUGCAACCUGUCCGCCCUUACGCUUCGCGCUUUUCAUCGCGAUAGUUAUCAUCCUCGACAUCGAUGAUAAUAACGAGAUGGUUUUUCUUAAAAACGAUUGCUGGAAUGAUACGCGAGAUGUCGUAAUGUUAACUGUCAACUGUUUUAACGAACGAUAAGUCGCGUGGAAAAAAAAAAAUGAAAAAGAACAGACACGAGUGAAGCGGGAAUAAAAAUGUGUCCGUUGGACGGUUUAGCUGAAAUUGUCAAUUUCAUCGGAAAUUAAAGAAAAUGAUUUUAAUGAAAUCAUAAUCCUCCGACUCUCGCGUCAAUAUUCUCCUGUAAAUAAGUGUUUGCGAACGAUUUGUGACCAGUUUGUGACAAUUUUUUUCUAUGAAAAGACUGAAUCGACGAACGCGUUUUGUCCGACGAUAUAUCCAUUGAUCCGAUGUCCGACGAUAACUGAUGAUGUACCGUUUGCCGUACCAUUUAGGUAAACUUUGUUAUUUUCUUGUUCACUUUCGAUUUCGAAAGAUCCAAGUAGCCGGACAUCCGGGCAAACGGUUACCCUUUCCAACAUCUGCCGCUCAUUUUAAACUCUUCCCUGUUCGAUACAAUGCAAAUUGUCCGAAGUAUGGAAAUAUACAGAUUUGAAAUUCUA
Molecule: messenger RNA, 4926 nt
Organism: Osmia lignaria (orchard mason bee)
Lineage: Eukaryota; Metazoa; Arthropoda; Insecta; Hymenoptera; Megachilidae
Cellular component (GO): plasma membrane
Molecular function (GO): protein binding
Source: RefSeq, a predicted model, not a curated record